Molecule: messenger RNA, 1465 nt
Organism: Amaranthus tricolor (Joseph's coat)
Lineage: Eukaryota; Viridiplantae; Streptophyta; Magnoliopsida; Caryophyllales; Amaranthaceae
Exons: 4
Coding region: 1-1413 (470 amino acids)
Source: RefSeq, a predicted model, not a curated record
AUGCAUAUGAAUGAUAAAAAGUUAAACCCAUCAAAUGCAGUGCAAGCAUCAGAAAUCCAUAUCUUGUUAAUAUCGAGCUUGUCAAUCCAAGUAUUACUCGCAUUCUUGUCACACCUAAGAAAACACUCCGCAAAUCCUAUUCUAAAAAUCUUACUGUGGCUGCUAUAUUUGUCUGCUGAUUCCAUCGCCCUGUACACCAUCGGUUUGAUCGGUCGUGUCAACAACUAUAAUAAAAUCAAUGUUCAUCAUAGGCCCCACAUCCUCGCAUAUUGGGCACCAUUUUUGCUGCUUCAUUUGGGUGCUCCCGACACAAUUACAGCUCUUUCCCUCGAAGACAACGAGCUCUGGCUUCGACACUCCCUUCAGCUUAUUAGAUGGCAUCAGAACCUCCCUGGGGAAACCAAAAACUUCUUCAUUAUUCACGAAUGGUCUAAACACUACUAUUCUGCACAGGCUGCUUCUAUUCCCUGUCGAUUUGAAGUGAAAUAUCAUCCGACUUCAGAAUCAAACACAGAAGAGAGAGGUGAGCGUGAUACAGAGAUGCAAGCCCAUGGUUCAAGCUCGAGCAUUCCAGAUGAUAAUAAAGAUCACUAUAAGAUCAGAAGCCUUUAUAAGCAUAUUAGAGGCUUAGCAGCUGAAGCACUCAUAAACUUGGAUUAUGAUCGGGAAUUAAGUGAGACCUUCCUAAGUAAUUCAGUGCAAGACGCACUCAGCAUUCUAGAGAUCGAGAUAAGUUUACUCUACAAUGUCUUGCAUACCAAAGCACUUUUAAUAAAUAGGCCUAGAAGGGUUUUUUACCGGCUUAUCUGUUUCCUAUCAUUAAUAGCAGCUACUGUCUUGUUUUCUAUUACUAGUACCAAGAAGAAUUUUGAGUCGGUUGAUGUCGAAAUAACCUUUGCCUUGCUUUUGGGUGCUGUAUUACUAGAAUUAACCGGAGUUGUUAGGUUCUUGAUUUCAGAUUGGUUUAUUAUCAAGCUAGAAGGACUACAGAAUUACUUUCAGAAGAAUUCUCACUCAAAGUCCAUGGUGAGUAGAUGGUGGGCUAGAUAUCUUAGCCAGAUUGAGUGCUUCAAGCCUCCAUGUAAAAUAUGUAUUGAAAAAAAGAAGGAUGAUAAAAUAGCAGCUACAAUAGACAAGGCAAACAACAACCAAGCUGUGUUCCAUGAAGCUUGUAAAUUAGCAAAGCAACUAAACAUGAUCGGAGAGAAGAAAUGGGACAUAAUAUUCAAAGUUUGGGUAGAAAUGUUGUGUUAUGCAGCCAUACACAGCUCACCAAGAGAACACUUUGCACAGCUAAGCAAAGGCGGAGAACUCAUUACUUUGGUGUGGUUGUUCAUGACUCAUCUUGGUUAUCGUAUACCUAAUACUAACAUUCGUGGCCUUCUUUCAGCUAAACUCAUUGUUGAAAAGUAGUUUUACAAUGUCAGCUAUGUAUUUCAUGCUUUUAUAUAAUCAUGUUUUUCGC